AUGACCGUUUUAAAGGAUAUGAUCAGUAAAAGUACAGAAAAUGCGAUGGAGCGGUUAAAGGAGGUAUUAGAAGUUGCAAGACAGCACGAACUAAUAAUUAACUGGGGAAAAUGCCGAUUCUUACAAACUGAAAUCGAGUAUUUGGGACACAUUGUGUCAAAAGAAACCGUUAGACCAUCCGAAAUUAAAACUAAAGUAGUCGCCAAUUUCCCUAAGCCAACGACGGUUAAGAAGGUACAGAGCUUUUUAGGAUUGACUGGCUACUUCCGAAAAUUUAUUCAAGGGUAUGCAAAGAUAGCCAGGCCGGCAUUGAAGACAGCCCUUGCGAGUGGACCUGUACUCAUAUAG
Cephus cinctus (wheat stem sawfly) is the source of this 348-nucleotide messenger RNA. RefSeq lists its product as uncharacterized. The transcript is spliced from 2 exons. The record is from RefSeq and is a predicted model, not a curated record. Bases 1 to 348 code for a protein of 115 amino acids. NCBI's taxonomy places the organism in Eukaryota, Metazoa, Arthropoda, Insecta, Hymenoptera, Cephidae.